AUGGUAGCUGCAUCAAGGCUUCUGGAUCCCUAUGCAUCUUCGGUUGAGGAGCGGGUGAGGAGUCGGGUGAGGAGGUCGGGUGAGGAGUCGGGUGAGGAGUCGGGUGAGGAGUCGGGUGAGGAGUCGGUUUAA
Messenger RNA from Fonsecaea erecta, 132 nucleotides. RefSeq lists its product as hypothetical. Lineage: Eukaryota; Fungi; Ascomycota; Eurotiomycetes; Chaetothyriales; Herpotrichiellaceae. The coding region runs from base 1 to 132 and encodes 43 amino acids. The transcript is spliced from 2 exons. The record is from RefSeq and is a predicted model, not a curated record.